AUGCCGACAUCUGAGACGCGGAACGAAACUAAACCCUUGGUGAUCUCCAACUCACACGACACCUGUAUAGUGAGUCGUGUGACGCCGAACCCUUACUUGCAUCGUGCCAGCGCUGGUUGCCUCGCCUUCUCCAGGUUGCCAUCGACCAGAACUAGUUUCAUGGGUGCUCGUCGACUGACCCAUGCCUCUCCACGACGCCCGACCGUGAACCCGUGCAUCCCCGACCCCAAACGACCCCCUUGACCGACCUGAUCGCGUAUUCUCCCUUCAACAACAGGUGUAUCCUCUCACACUAUGAUUCCGCGGCGGGAAGAGAUGGUGGAGCCGUCACCAACAACGCCGCUCAGUCCUCGCGUUAGCGACGUUUCGGAUGAGAGCCAGUACAUGCGCGACAACGACUUCCUCGAGAGUCCGAUAGGGUCGCCGGCGAGCGUGGUCAGCGUGUGGAGUGAGGGCAAAAGACAGCCUAGGAAUGGGAAGCUGAGGCAUGCCAUUGGGAUUGCGUUACUGCUUGCGACAGUCUUUCUUUGGACGGCUAGUAACUUCCUUGCGAGCACAAUCUUCGCAGACAACUCGUAUUCUAAACCCUACUUCGUAACCUACGUGAACACAUCGUUCUUCAUCCUCAUGCUUUUUCCUAUGCUCGUACAUCACCUCUGGGCCGACCGCGCAAACACCAUCUACCAACAACCACUCGCUGCGCAACUGCGUGACCUCCUUCAACGUCGGGCCGGGAAAUGGAAGCUACUCCGUGACCACGAGUCUGGCUCCUCGUCCAUAUCCUCCAAGGCGAGGAAUGACGAGGCGGCCGAGGUACUAUUGGGAGACAGCACGCACGAUUCGGAAGAACUAGGAAGAGACAUGAGCGGCGAUGGGGAUGACGGAUUAACCCUAAAAGAGACGGCGACAAUAGCCCUUGAGUUCUGCAUACUCUGGUUUCUCGCAAACUACUUCUCCGCCGCGUGUCUGCAGUACACUACCGUAGCGUCCUCGACCAUCCUAUCGUCCACAUCCUCCAUCUGGACACUACUACUAGGCUCCAUAUUACGCGUCGAGCGCUUCACAAUCCGCAAGUUUAUCGGCGUCUGCGCAUGCCUCGGCGGCGUGGCCCUCAUUUCUACAAUCGACAUGUCAGGCGAUACGGACGAGAACCGCGGUUCGUUUCCCCAUAAGACGCCGCGCGAACUGGCUAUCGGCGAUGUCAUGGCCUUCGUCAGCGCUGUGCUGUAUGGAUUCUACACCGUCUUCAUGAAGAAGCGCAUCGGCGAUGAAUCGCGUGUGAACAUGCCUCUCUUCUUCGGGCUCGUCGGUCUCGCGAAUGUCCUACUGCUAUGGCCCGGAUUCAUCAUUCUGCAUUUCACGGGCAUCGAGACGUUUGAGCUCCCACCCACCAGCCGCAUUUUGGUCAUCAUCCUCGUCAAUAGCGCGUCAAGCCUGCUCUCGGACUUCUGCUGGGCAUAUGCCAUGUUGUUGACUAGCCCAUUGAUAGUUACAGUGGGUUUGACGAUGACGAUUCCGCUGAGUUUGGUGGGCCAGAUGGUGCUGGAUGCGCAGUAUGCGUCGGCGCUGUACUGGUUGGGUGCUGCGAUCAUGGUCCUGAGCUUCUUGUUUAUUAAUCAUGAGGAUCGCAAGGAUGAAGAGGACGGCCUGCAAGGGGCGGACCCUAUCCUGGACAUGCGGACAAGCUUUCAAAGCGUACGGCAAAGUCUGAGUCGGAGAAACUCGAGGGCAAGUGCUUGAGUUGUGUGCAGUGUUUUUUGAUACGGGCGUUUUGCAUAGGAUACCUUGGGCUUGCAUGACAUGGAGUUUGAAUGGCUCGAGUGCGUUGAUACAAGUAGUUUCACAUAGAUAUUAUCACAUAUUCUUCAUCAUUGAAUAUAGUCUCUGUAU
Molecule: messenger RNA, 1890 nt
Organism: Cucurbitaria berberidis CBS 394.84
Lineage: Eukaryota; Fungi; Ascomycota; Dothideomycetes; Pleosporales; Cucurbitariaceae
Exons: 2
Coding region: 295-1740 (481 amino acids)
Biological process (GO): regulation of peptide transport
Cellular component (GO): membrane
Source: RefSeq, a predicted model, not a curated record